ACCUCGAGACGCUCGCGCGCCACGACGACGACCUCGAGGCCCUCGCGGAGCACGGCCGGGACCCCCGCAGCCCGAGCGCGACGCCGACGAAGCUCCGGGGCGGCCGGGGCGACGCGCUCGACGGGCCGCUCGCCGCGCCGGUGCGCGCCGCGAGCGUCGAGCGCGCGCUCGACGGCGCCGCGCGCGCGCCGGCGGAGGACGCGCGGGCCGUCGCGCCGGCGCACACGCCCUGGGCGCCCGCGCCCGUCGAGGUCGGCGACCCCUUCGCGCCCCUGGGCGCGCCCGCCGAGGCGACGGUCGACGCCCCGGCCGCCGGCGCGAUCCCGGCCGUCGCCGCCGCGCCGCCGAGCGACCCGCCGCCGGAGCCGGAGCCGGAGCCCGCCGCCGCAAUCCCGGCCGUCGCCGCCGCGCCGCCGAGCGACCCGCCGCCGGAGCCGGAGCCGGAGCCCGCCGCAGCGAUCCCGGCCGUCGCCGCCGCGCCGCCGCCCCCGGCGCUCGCGCCGGCGCCCCCGGCCGCCGCUCUUCCGGCGCCGGUGCGGGUGCACCUGCCGAUCGCGCUGCCCCCCGCCGAGCUCGUCUCGCCGGCGCCGCCGAGCGUGCCGCCGCCCCCGGAGGAGCCCGAGCCCGCGUCGCCCGCGCCGCCGACGGUCCCGCCGCCCGCGCCGGAGCCCGAGCCCGCCGCCGCGGAGCCCGAGCCCGCGCCGCCGGCCGUCCCGCCGCCCGAGCCCGCCGUCGUGACCGAGGAGCCCGUGGCCGAGGAGCCGCCGGCGCCGCCGGCGCCGGCCGCGAGCCCCCGGGAGGGCGCGCUGCGGCGGCAGAGCAGCGGCGCCGGCGGGAAGAAGUGCGCCCACUGCGGCCAGACGCUGCCCCUCGGCAAGUUCAGCAAGAAGCAGUGGAAGGCCGGCCCGGGCGUCCGCAAGUGCAAGGACUGCGAGGACGACCACCACUUCUAG
Molecule: messenger RNA, 953 nt
Organism: Aureococcus anophagefferens
Lineage: Eukaryota; Pelagophyceae; Pelagomonadales; Pelagomonadaceae
Exons: 2
Source: RefSeq, a predicted model, not a curated record